CUGUUUUGUCGCUUUUCAAAGCACACUUUUACAUCGUGGAUCACAUUUGAUCUAUUGUUAUGUAUUAGGUCAUACUGACCGAAUUUUGUCGCUCAACUGUGUCGAUCGAGUAAACAAGAUCUUGCAAUUACGGCGGAAAUUGAAGAUGUUAAAUCAACUGAAUAUUUUUUGACACAAAAUAUCAAUUGACAGGUGAAGAGAGUAGAACGGGGGAAAUACGAUUGCAUUUUAAAUGCCUUUGGCUAAACUUACACAUGAUAUAUAGCAGUGAUUUGUACCUUUGGUUGGUUUUGCUCUAAAAUAUUGCUUAAAAGAGACCUAUAGAUAAACAGCGCUGAAUGUGGUGUUUUCAGAGCGGUUACACUGAUUGACAUACGAGUGUUUAGUGUGCGUUAGUGGCUUUCUGCGGGGGCCUGGAGGCAACAAGUAAGAAUGAUGAUUCUUUUUCGUGUCUAUUCUUUCUUUUGUAAAAAUGCGACAGUUUCGACGAAAGUGCGGUGUGUCAUUCCAAAAACUUAAAACUGUUGUUGAGCUUUUGUAGAACCCCUCCCGACCAGUGGAACGUUCCACCGUGACGUCAACAGGUGUCAACAAGUUUGGUAUCGCUGCGUUAUAUUUGCAGACGAAAAAAAAUGGCCUCGAACGCAAUCAGCGACAUUACCGACGAAUUUCUCGUCUGCCAGGUGUGUCUUGAGGACUUUAAGCAGCCUAAGAUGCUGCCGUGUCUUCACACCUUUUGUCAGCCGUGUUUGGAGAGGCUCCUGACCACAGAGCCAGUAGGGAAACUGGAUUGUCCAACAUGCCGACAGGACGUGCCCCUCCCAGAAAAUGGCGUCCAGGGGCUGAAGUCCAACUUCCUCGUUGGUAAACUGCGCGAUAUUCUGCAACAACAGCCGAAAGGAGAAACUUCCGAGGCGAGGGAGGAUGGAGUCCCCUGUACGGUCUGUGAGGCCGGGAACUCCGCUCAGUUCUACUGUGUGGAGUGUCCCGACUACCUGUGUCAGACGUGUAACGAUAUGCACGGACGGUUCAAAGCUAAUCGGUCCCACAAAGUUGUAACAGUUCAAGACCUGCAAUCCGGCAAGGCUGCCGCCGAGCUCCGGGCAAGGGAGACCUCCAAGUGUGAGGAUCACCAAGAACUGAACAAGUUCUACUGUGACACCUGUCACCGGGUCAUCUGUCUGCACUGUGUGGUAACGGCGCACAAAGAUCACCAGUAUGUGGAGAUAGAGAAGGCGUCUGAGAGGGAGGGGGCAAAUAUCAAGGCAAAACUGGCGAAAGUGAAAAACACAGCAGACCUCCAUCAGAACUGGAUACAAGACUUGCAGUCAGUAAAGGACGAGUGGUCUUCAGAGGUACAGCGGGCAGAAGAGCAGAUCAGAAAACAAGUCAACUCGAUCAUGGAGGCCGCGAAGAAGGUGGGAAACGACAGAAUCGCUCAGCUUCGCGCCAUGAACGCCGCUCGGGAGAAACAGAUGGAAGCAGCCAUGGAGGCAGCUGAGAUGGACCUGGCCUCAGUAAGGAGCUGUGUCCAGUUCACGGACAACGUGUUGGAGUACGGGAGCCCGGCGGAGCUCAUGUCGGUGGCCGGAGAACUGACCGAACGGUUGGACCAAACCGCGGACGAGAAAAAAGCCGACAAGGCUGAGAUGACCAAAGACUUGGUGAACUUGACAGUCGAACCUUCGACUUAUAACGUUGAUCAGGAAGUGUCCAAACUUGUCGGUGAGAUCAGGAAAACAUUAAUCCCGAUGUUAUCUUCACCUCCAACGUUAACUACGCAGGUGCGACACAAUAUGGUGAUCGGUAAGGACGCCGGAGCUCUAAAACGCAUUAAAGUUGUAGGGGAGAACAGACUUGGACAGUCAAAUCAUCUGACGUCGCUUGCUGUCACAGCAGAGGGAGACAUUGUAGCAACUGAUCAUGGCAACUCACGUCUGCAAUUUUUGGGCAAAGAUGGGUCUUUCAAGAAGAAAGUCGAUCUCAAAUUUAAGCCAUGGUCUGUGGCGGCACUGACAAACGGUGAGCUGUUGGUGACAGGAGACGGACACAAGAUUCACGUACUGGACAAACAGGGGAGGGAGUCACGUGUCAUCCAGGUGACAGGGGCUGCAGAGACAGGUGCAAAUACGACAGGUAUCGCGGUUGACGGUUUAGGACACAUCAUCGUCACAAUCGGGCACCAGGUUUUCAAACUCUGCCCCAGCGGUGACGUCAUGAUGAGGAUUGGGAUCAAAGAUCAAGGUCAGCAGUAUUUUGGCUCCUCCCUCCGUGUGGCCGUCAACAGCAGGAACCAGAUCAUUGUCAGUGAUUGGCGCAAGAACAAAAUGAUGAUGUUUGACCCUUCAGGUCGCCAUCUGUUCACGUGCGGCUCACGUGGCUCCGGACCUGGUCAGCUGCACGAUCCCCACUGUGUCAUAACGGACAGCGAGGACGACAUCAUCGUGGCUGACUUUUGGAACCACCGUGUUUCCCUGUUCAGUCGGGACGGCACGUUUAUCAGGCACUUGCUGACACAGACUGAACACGGUCUGUGCUAUCCAAUGGGGCUGGCAUUGACUUACGACGGACAUCUGAUUGUUUCUGAGAACAAUACAAUCAAUUUUUUCAUGUAAAACGCAAUUUGAAGACAUCCACACGUACUUAAUCCAUACUUCCAAUCUAUGCAAGAUUUUAAUGUCUCCAAAAUGUUUUUUCUUAAUGUCAUAUGCACCCGUGUCAGUAAGACGUCAUUUGAUUUGAUUGUUCAAUUUAA
Branchiostoma floridae (Florida lancelet) is the source of this 2755-nucleotide messenger RNA. RefSeq names its product tripartite motif-containing protein 2-like. Lineage: Eukaryota; Metazoa; Chordata; Leptocardii; Amphioxiformes; Branchiostomatidae. Gene Ontology annotation, molecular function: ubiquitin-protein transferase activity; zinc ion binding; protein binding. The coding region runs from base 633 to 2615 and encodes 660 amino acids. The transcript has a single exon. Gene Ontology annotation, biological process: positive regulation of DNA-templated transcription. The record is from RefSeq and is a predicted model, not a curated record. Gene Ontology annotation, cellular component: chromatin; nucleoplasm.